Mycena indigotica is the source of this 525-nucleotide messenger RNA. Its product is annotated as Alcohol oxidase. The record is from RefSeq and is a predicted model, not a curated record. The transcript has a single exon. Gene Ontology annotation, molecular function: flavin adenine dinucleotide binding; oxidoreductase activity, acting on CH-OH group of donors. NCBI's taxonomy places the organism in Eukaryota, Fungi, Basidiomycota, Agaricomycetes, Agaricales, Mycenaceae. Bases 1 to 525 code for a protein of 174 amino acids.
AUGGUUAUCGCUGCAUCUACAUUUAUCGAAGGUCCUGCUCCAACUGUUGGGCUGUUGUCGUUCCUCAUCGCUAUGCUCCAAUCUAAAUCCACUGGCUCUGUUCGACUGAAAUCAGCUGAUCCUCAUGCUCGACCUCAAGUCGACCUCGGCUUUCUUCAGCAUCCAGAGGAUAUGGAAACUCUCCGCAAGGCCAUCUUCCUCUCGACACGUAUCGCAGCUCAGGUCGCAAAAACUGGUUAUUUGAUGAAGGCUUACGACGUGCCUGCCUCCGACUCCCCCGGUGAUGUGGAUUCCUUCAUCCGUUCCAAAGUGGCCACCGUUUAUCACUAUGCGUCGACCUGCAAGAUGGGGAAACGAGAGCUUGGAGGCGUCGUUGAUGACCAGCUGCGAGUCUACGGCGUCAAGGGACUGAGGGUCUGCGAUGCAUCCGUCUUUCCAUGUGUGACUACUGCCCACACAAUGGCUCCGGUCAUGGCAAUGGCUGAGCGAUGUGCAGAUUUGAUCAAACAAACUCAGAAAUACUAG